Molecule: messenger RNA, 1617 nt
Organism: Selaginella moellendorffii
Lineage: Eukaryota; Viridiplantae; Streptophyta; Lycopodiopsida; Selaginellales; Selaginellaceae
Product: syntaxin-125
Exons: 1
Coding region: 551-1555 (334 amino acids)
Biological process (GO): exocytosis; vesicle fusion; intracellular protein transport
Cellular component (GO): endomembrane system; plasma membrane; SNARE complex
Molecular function (GO): SNAP receptor activity; SNARE binding
Source: RefSeq, a predicted model, not a curated record
CCCGUGCGCGAAAGAGGGGAAAAAAAUCGAAACUUUCCUCGCUGAUCGCGUGAACUCGCUGGAAAGAAUUGGAACAAAGUGAAGAACGAGAAGAAGAAGAAGAAAUCUGUAAGUUCGUUCCAACAGUGUAACAUAUAUCCAUCCUCUUUGGCGAGCGUUGACCAAUAAAAGAUUCCUUCCGUGGGCCAGGUACCCCUCCCGGGCGUUGACCAUCGCCCAUCCCGCGUUGACCGGGAUCCGACGGCUGAGCUCAGUCCGGCCUCCUUCCUAGACCGCGGAGGACCACGUCUUUGAUCCUUCCUUGUCCGCGCAUUGUUUCUACCGCGAAUAAAUGCAAAGGAAGAUCUUUUCUAGCCUAGGGCUCUUGGAGCGAAGAAUGCGCGUUCUUUCUUCCAAUUGGGGCAAGGAUUUCCUCGCCACAGGUUCGUAGAAUUCACGGCUGUAGAUCAUAGAUAGAUCGACGCGCAGCGCCUGGGCAAUGAUCAAUCAAGCGAUUGAUCGAUAGUUUGGGGGGGAAUUUCUAGAUCCAAGAAUCCAUUCCAGCGCAGCCAUGAACGAUCUGAUGAGCCGCUCCUUCUCGGGGCCGCGGAGCUACGUGGAUUUGCGGCACGACCGCGACCUGGAAGCCGGCGGCGAGACGGAGAUGACAGUGGUGGACUCAGAGAGAAAUCUGGCGCUCUUCCUCGAGGAGGCCAACGAGAUCCAGGCCAAGAUGAAGAGCGUGGAGGGAUUGCUCGCGCGCCUCCAGCAGGCCAACGAGGAGAGCAAGAGCAUCCACAAGGCGCAGGCCGUCAAGGCGAUCCGGCAGCGCAUGGACAAGGACGUGGAGCAGGUCCUCAAGCUCGCCAAGUCGAUUAAAGCCCAGCUCGAGGAGCUCGACAAGGCCAACGCCGCCAACCGCAAGAUCGCUGGAUUUGGAGCCGGCACUCCCACCGAUCGAACGAGAACCUCCCUGACCGCGAGCAUGAGGAAGAAGCUCAAGGACAUCAUGGGCGAUUUCCAGGAGCUCCGACAGAGGAUGAAGGGCGAGUACCGCGAGGCGAUCGGUCGGCGCUACUUCACGGUCACUGGCACCGAUCCGGACGAGGAGACGCUGGAGACGAUGAUCGAGACCGGCGAGAGCGAGACGUUCCUCCAGAGGGCGAUCCAGGAGCAGGGGCGCGGCCAGGUGAUGGAGACGAUCCGGGAAAUCCAGGAGCGGCACGAUGCCGUGCGAGAGAUCGAGAAGAACUUGCUGGAACUCCACCAGAUCUUUCUCGACAUGGCGGUGCUGGUUGAGGCGCAGGGCGAGCAGCUCAACAGCAUCGAGGAUCAAGUCCACCGAGCUUCUUCGUUCGUGGCGAGAGGCACCACGAAUCUCCAAGUCGCGAAGAAGCACCAGAGGAGCGCCAGGAAGUGGACUUGCAUCGGGAUCAUCAUCUUGAUCAUCGUGGUCAUCGUGAUCCUGGUACCCAUCCUGGUUAGAGCCAGGAACAACAGCUCCUCGCCGUCACCAUCGCCGAAUCCAGUGACACCAUCGCCGCCACCACCGGUGGCGCCGCCGCCGCCAACUUAGCUUGCUCGAUCUGGUGUAAAAAAAAAACUCUUUUCCGUUAAAGUUUUGAUUUUGGAUGCUUA